AUGUAAAAUGACGUUUCAGUAUCGGGGUGAAGGGGAAAAUCGGGGAAAACGCUCCGAAGCUUUUAGCCACUUUCGGAAAAGCUUGUCUAUCAACUUAAUUCUAUCAAAUCUAAAAACAAAUGACUGAUAAUAUAGUUACGGGCUAAAACUUAAUGGACUUUGAAUAACUAAACGGUUACCUAACAGUGUGUGCAUGAUAAAAAACCAAAACAAAAGUGUUUUUCCCGUGGGUUGUUUUAGCUGUUUUUACUGCCGACAAUAAAUGUCUCUCCAUAAAAUCUAGAAUAACUCGUUACGCACCAUCAGUUACAAACCUUCUGACGUAAAACAAAUCAAUAAAUUCGGCCGUAGUUACAAAACUUUCCAUCGGCACUCGUAGCUUAAAAAAAUAAUAGGCAUAAUUGAAUUAGAGUCUUAGUCUUAAUUACUUUUUAAUUAAAAUGGCCGAUGGGCAUGGAGGUAAUAGUGAGCAUCAUAGGAAGGAGAGCGUUGCGGCGGGGGUGGCGUCUGCCAGCGUGCCGAGUGACAGCCCGGUGACGGACCCUGGGCAAGUCCGUGGGGGUGCCUCGGAGGGCACUUCCGCGAGCAAGUUCGAGGGGCAGAGGGUCAAGUCCAGCGCCCUCAAGAAGUCAGCUCGAUACCGCAGCCGCUCGCUGUCGGCGUCAUCGGCUGACUCCUACAGCUCCGCUUCUUAUACCGGGUCUUCCUCAGACGAGGACGAAGGGAUCCAGCCUCACGAGAAGGCCAUCGCCGCCGGGCAGCCCAACCCGGCGCACUGCGUGAGGAACAUUGAGCAACACGCCUUCGGCAGGAGAGAGAUAGAGAUAGCUGAGCAGGAGAUGCCGGGGAUCAUAGCUCUAAGAGCCAGGGCUAAGGAGGAUAAGCCGCUGAAGGACGCUAAAAUAGUCGGCUGCACCCACAUCAACGCUCAAACAGCGGUGCUGAUAGAGACCCUAGCUGCCCUCGGAGCCACGGUGCGCUGGGCCGCCUGCAACAUCUACAGCACACAGAACGAGGUGGCGGCCGCGCUGGCCCACGCUGGCUUCUCAAUAUUCGCCUGGCGAGGCGAGAGUGAAGAAGCGUUCUGGUGGUGCAUCUCGCAGUGCUGCUCGCCCAGCGCCGCGUGGCAGCCCAACAUGAUCCUGGACGACGGCGGCGACGCGACGCACCUCAUGCUCAAGAAGCACCCCGCCGCCUUCAAGCAGAUCAAAGGUAUAGUGGAAGAGAGCGUAACCGGCGUCCACCGGCUGUACCAGCUGAGCAAGGCCGGCAAGCUGUGCGUGCCCGCUAUGAACGUCAACGAUUCUGUUACCAAGACCAAGUUCGACAAUCUGUACUCUUGUCGGGAAAGCAUAAUAGACGCGUUGAAGCGCAGCACAGACCUCAUGUUCGGCGGCAAGCAGGCCGUGGUGUGCGGCUACGGCGAGGUCGGCAAGGGCUGCUGCCAGGCGCUGAAAGCUCUGGGAUGCGUUGUAUACGUUACGGAAAUAGACCCCAUCUGUGCUUUACAAGCUGCCAUGGAUGGAUUUAGAGUCGUCAAAUUAAACGAGGUGAUCCGAGCAGUGGACAUAGUGAUCACAGCCACCGGCAACAAGGGCGUGGUGACGCGGGAACACAUGGAGAGGAUGCGCAACGGCUGCGUGGUGUGCAACAUGGGGCACUCCAACACGGAGGUCGACGUGCACUGCUUGCGGACGCCCGACUUGCUGUGGGAGCGGGUUAGGAGCCAGGUGGACCACAUAAUCUGGCCGAACGGCAAACGCAUAGUGUUGCUAGCAGAAGGCCGCCUCGCCAACCUGUGCUGCUCCUCGCUGCCUUCCUUCGUGGUCAGCGUGACCGCCGCUACGCAGGCGUUAGCGCUUAUAGAGCUGUAUAAUGCUCCUAGUACUAGGUAUAAGUCCUUGACUUUGUUAUAACAUAAGUCACGCAACUAACCUUCUAAUUUUCUCCCAUUAUUACAGGCCGACGUCUAUCUCCUACCAAAGAAAAUGGACGAGUACGUCGCGUCACUCCACUUGCCGACAUUCGACGCUCAUCUGACGGAGCUGACCGACGAACAAGCCAAAUAUCUAGGUCUCAACAAGGUCGGCCCUUUCAAACCUAACUACUACAGAUACUAGCAUUUAGAUACGACAGACUAGCCGGACUAAGACGCGACCUAUGGACGUAGGUGUUGCAAGAUGUAAGAAUGGAAAGGUAUUGCAAGAUUGAAAAAGUAUUUAUAUAUUUUUUGUAAUCCAGAUUAAGUGUGAAGAUGGCUUUUAUUAUGCUUAAGUCAUAAGAUACGGAUUUGGGUUUUUUUUGCAGUUAAGGAAUAUUUAAAGUAGUUAUAGCCCGCUUUUAAAAUAAAAGUUUUGGCUUUAAUUAUAUGAGUAAAAACAAACUUCAUCAUCUACUUAUCAAAACGCCUUAACUGAUGAGUGAAACGUUAAUUGAUACAAAAAUUGUAUCGCAUAUCCUACUACAAAUUAAUA
This is a messenger RNA of Plutella xylostella (diamondback moth), 2474 nucleotides long. The record is from RefSeq and is a predicted model, not a curated record. Lineage: Eukaryota; Metazoa; Arthropoda; Insecta; Lepidoptera; Plutellidae.